UGCGGAACUUUGUGUAGGGAUCGUGGGAGCUUUUCUAUCCGCCAGCAAAAUAGCCUUCUAGACAACCACAAUUUCUGUUUCUACCAUUCUUGUUCAGCUCCUUUUUACUAUUUAUUGAAUUUGCAUAUGGAAAGGUGUCUGUGUCUUACUGGACACAGUAACCGUAUCCAAACUUACCAACACAAUGCUUCCCUAUAUUGAUAUCCCUUUUAUUUAUCUUGCAGAUGUGCUAGGCACCUCGAAAGAUGAUCUCAAGGUUAUCGUCUCUUUCGUCCUGUCAUAUCCCUUUGCCGGUCUCCUCAAGCGCAUACCUGACAGCAAGCCCUACCAAAAGAAUCUCUUCAUCAUUGCAGUAUCUGUUUUUUAUCUGAUCGGCCUUUUCGACCUGUGGGCCGGUACUCGGACAUUGUUGAUCAGCGCUGGUGGAACAUAUUUGAUAGCGGCAAAGAUUCAGGGGCCAUUCAUGCCAUGGAUCGGUUUCGUUUUUGUCAUGGCGCAUAUGUCCAUCAAUCAUAUCUAUCGUCUAUAUGAGGAGCCAGGAUCUUGGGAUAUCAGUGGAGCUCAGAUGGUCAUGGUCAUGAAGCUCACCGCUUUCUGCUGGAAUGUCCAUGACGGCCGUUUACCUCAAAAGGAUCUCUCUGAAUUUCAGCGGGAAAGGGCCCUUCCGACGUUACCAAGCCUGCUUGACUAUGCCGGUUAUAUAUUCUUCUUCCCCUCUCUUUUCGCGGGGCCAGCUUUUGACUACGUUGAGUAUCGCAGAUGGAUUGAAACCUCGAUGUUUGAGGUCCCCGCUGGAACUGACCCAACUAAGCGCCCACCUACGCGCAAAAAGCGUAAGAUACCCCGCAGUGGGACUCCUGCCGCAUGGAAAGCCGCCGCUGGAUUUUUCUGGAUUUUUGCCUUUUUAAAAUUCUCUGGAUGGUACAGCAACGAGCUUCUCCUUGGAUCCCAGUAUAUGAAAUAUGGAUUUCUGAGAAGGGUCUGGGUCCUGUACAUGCUCGGCUUCGCUGCUAGGUUGAAGUACUACGGCGUGUGGUCACUCACUGAAGGGGCAUGCAUCCUGUCUGGCAUUGGCUACAAAGGAAUUGAUCCAAAAACUGGGCGGGUCCAUUGGAACCGCUUGCAGAAUGUCAAUCCCUGGGGUUUGGAGACUGCACAAAAUACGCGCGCGUACUUGGAGAACUGGAACAUGAACACAAAUCACUGGCUGCGGAAUUACAUGUAUCUUCGCGUGACACCAAAAGGGAAGAAACCCGGCUUCAGAGCAAGCAUGGCAACCUUUGUUACCAGCGCAUUUUGGCAUGGGGUUUAUCCAGGCUAUUAUCUCGCCUUCGUGCUAGCUAGCUUCUUGCAAACGGUUGCAAAAAACUUUCGUCGACACGUUCGUCCAUUUUUUCUUACUGCGGAUGGCACCAGUCCAACGCCAUAUAAGAAGUAUUACGACAUUGCUAGUUUGGUGACUACACAGCUAGCGUUCUCUUUCACAGCCGCGCCGUUUGUCCUCCUGAGUUUGCACGAUUCACUGCUCGUUUGGUCUCGAGUAUAUUUUUACUGUAUCGUGGGUGUUGUGGCAUCCGUAACUUUCUUUGCCUCGCCAGGAAAGGCAUGGCUAGUUGAGGAAUUGCAAAGAAGGCAUAAAGUCGCACUCGUCCGCAAUUCCAGUCAAGAAAAUUUGACAGGGCCGAUGAUGGGACUCCCGAACGAUCCAGGAGAGGAAGUGAGUGAAAUCGUCAGGGAAGUGAAGAGUGAAAUGGAAACGCGCAGAAGAAGAAGCCUGAAGGGCUAGAUUCUCCCUCAAUCAAUAUAAGAUGGUAAUUUGAAAGUGGUGUACAGUUCAUUAUCCAUGAAUGUACAGGUGUACUUAGGAGCCUCUUUGGACUUUUUCUCCCAAUGUAUAUAUCAAAGUCAUUUUAGAAGACUGUACAAAAUAAUUCUGAGCCCAAAGGGCAAGCGAGAAUCCAAAUGUUCAAGAAGC
Molecule: messenger RNA, 1975 nt
Organism: Xylona heveae TC161
Lineage: Eukaryota; Fungi; Ascomycota; Xylonomycetes; Xylonales; Xylonaceae
Product: putative MBOAT family protein
Exons: 8
Coding region: 185-1786 (533 amino acids)
Biological process (GO): glycerophospholipid biosynthetic process; lipid modification
Cellular component (GO): membrane; endoplasmic reticulum
Molecular function (GO): 1-acylglycerophosphocholine O-acyltransferase activity; 1-acylglycerol-3-phosphate O-acyltransferase activity
Source: RefSeq, a predicted model, not a curated record